Molecule: messenger RNA, 273 nt
Organism: Arabis nemorensis
Lineage: Eukaryota; Viridiplantae; Streptophyta; Magnoliopsida; Brassicales; Brassicaceae
Source: the annotation of a GenBank genome assembly
AUGGCUUCUUCUUCUUCUCGCAGUUUGAUAUACGAUGUAUUUCCCAGCUUCAGCGGUGAAGAUGUCCGUGGAUCAUUCCUCAGCCACCUUCUCGAGAAGCUUCAACGCAAAGUAAUCACUACAUUCAGAGACAACGGCAUCGAGAGAAGCCGUCGGAUCGCACCUGAGCUUUUAUCAGCGAUUAGAGAUUCGAGGAUCUCGAUCGUCGUCUUCUCUAAGAAGUAUGCUUCUUCCACUUGGUGCUUGAAUGAAUUGGCAGAGAUCCACAAAUGA